CGGUAGUCUCUCUCCCUCUGGUCCUUCCUCAUCGAGCCGACUUGCACACCAUGGCCCCCUUUGGUAAAAUCUACUCCUACCCCAACAACCCCCGUGUUGCCAAAUCCCUCAUUGCCGCCAAGUACAACGACAUUGAGAUCGAGCUCGCUCAUGUCGAUAUUGGUGUGACCAACAAGACCCCCGAGUUCCUUGCCAAGUUCCCUCUCGGCAAGGUCCCCACGUUCGAGGCUGCCGAUGGCUUCACUCUCUACGAGUCCAACGCCAUUGCCUACUACGUUGCUGCCGCCAAGGAGGGCACCCAGCUCCUCGGCAAGAACAAGAAGGAGUACGCCAAGAUCCAGCAGUGGAUCCAGCUUGCCGACAACGAGCUCUCCCCUGCCCAGGCCACCUGGCUGUUCCCCAUCCUCGGCUGGAUCCCCAACGUCCCUGAGAACACCGCCAAGGCCAUCGAGGACACCAAGAAGGUCAUGGCUCUCCUCAACAACCACCUCCUGAACCACACCUACCUCGUUGGCGAGACCAUCACCCUCGCCGAUAUCACCGUCCUCACUGCCCUCCUCAACUUCUACCGUCUUGUCUUUGACGCCCCCUUCCGCGCCCAGUACAAGAACGUCACCCGCUGGUUCGUCACCCUGAUCAACCAGAAGAACUUCAAGUCGGUUCUUGGCGAGGUCCCUCUUGCCGAGAAGGUCGCCGUUGCUGGCUCGUACGUCGCCCCUCCCGCCCCCAAGGCUGCUGCCCCCGCCCCCGUUGCCGAGAAGAAGGCCGAGAAGAAGGAGGAGAAGAAGGCCGAGAAGAAGGCUGAGAAGAAGGCUGAGAAGAAGGAAGAGAAGAAGGAAGAGAAGAAGGAGGAGAAGAAGAAGGAGGAGAAGAAGAAGCCCAAGAAGGAGGAGGAGGAAGAGGAGGAGGAGAACUACGAGGACGAGGCCCCCAAGGGCAAGAACCCCCUGGAUCUCCUCCCCAAGUCGUCCCUGAACCUCGAGGACUGGAAGCGCUUCUACUCCAACAACGACACCAUCCCCACCGCCACCAACUGGUUCUGGGAGCACUUUGACGCCGAGGGCUACACCAUCUACAAGGUUGCCUACAAGUACAACAGCGAGCUCACCCUCACCUUCAUGUCUGCCAACCUCGUCGGCGGCUUCUUCCAGCGCCUCGAGAAGGCCCGCAAGUACGUCUUUGCCACCCUCCUCAUCUGCGGUGAGGACAACAACAACGAGAUCUUUGGUUACUUUGUCUGCCGCGGCAGCGAGGUCCCCGCCGAGGUCAUCGAUGCCCCCGACUACGAGUCCUACACCUUCGAGCGUGUUGAUCACAACGACGCCGAGAUCCGUGACGACUUCAACCACGUCAUUGCCUGGGAGCCCAAGGGCAAGAAGUUCUGCGAUGGCAAGACCUUCAAAUAAGCAGGCCGCUGCGCCGUGCUUGCGCCGACUGCGUGCUUGAUGGAUACAGCCAUACAAACCGAAAUAGGAGCUCCCUUCCCUGUUUUCUGAGCGCGGACGGUGGCUUUUUUCUCUGGGUCCUGAAUACACACCCAUCCACCAUGA
Polychytrium aggregatum is the source of this 1550-nucleotide messenger RNA. RefSeq lists its product as uncharacterized. Lineage: Eukaryota; Fungi; Chytridiomycota; Chytridiomycetes; Polychytriales. Bases 51 to 1406 code for a protein of 451 amino acids. Gene Ontology annotation, cellular component: nucleus; cytoplasm. The transcript is spliced from 4 exons. The record is from RefSeq and is a predicted model, not a curated record. Gene Ontology annotation, molecular function: translation elongation factor activity. Gene Ontology annotation, biological process: translational elongation.